Molecule: messenger RNA, 5740 nt
Organism: Pantherophis guttatus
Lineage: Eukaryota; Metazoa; Chordata; Lepidosauria; Squamata; Colubridae
Gene: PAK2
Product: p21 (RAC1) activated kinase 2
Biological process (GO): protein phosphorylation
Molecular function (GO): protein serine/threonine kinase activity; ATP binding
Source: RefSeq, a predicted model, not a curated record
AUUCUCAUCUUGAAUAAUUUUCCUCAAAGCAAGCAAGCUCCCCCUAUUCCAAUUUGAUUUGUAUACUUCUUCCCUUACUAUCAUGCACAUUUGAAGCUACAGUAAUAAAUGGUUACUAGUCUUUCUGUGAAAUGUAAAAUUUCUUCUGGAGUCUGGAAACUAAAAAAUUACCUGGAUUCUCCUCCUCUGGAAUGCUAACUUUAGUAGGAAUUUCCCUGAUGGAAAUGCACUGGAGUCUGGAGACUUUGUUGUCCUUACAACAGAGUUGUAACUGGUACAAGGAGACACAGUUACAGCUGACUAAGAGAAUCACUGUGCUUAGUUUAAGAUUUUCAUAAAGUUAAUGCUUAUUGAUAAUGACAUAAUUUAAUAACAGAGGGGAAUUAUGUAGUUAUGGCCUUGACAUAAUUUACAAGGCUGAGUAUAGUCUGUAUAUCUGAAAAAGGCUGCCUUCCCCUGAAAAAUUCUGGGAUAUUGCUGAGUGUAGACUUAAGAUAUUGAUUUGUGGCAUGCUUGGCCUUCAUGAGGCAGCUCCUGAUUGUGUAGGGCCUUCUUCCUGAAACCGUACCUGCUUCUUGCUGAAAUUUCAUGCAGUCUUCUCAUAAUAUUGUGGAAGGCAGGCAUAUGAAAGAAGUCUCUAACUGCACCUGUGUAAAAGAAGGACCCUCCUACUUACAUACCAAUACAGUUGGGGCCUUCUUUUGCACAUCUGCUUUUUUCAAGGUAAGCAUGUGAAAAAAGGCCCUGGCUGCACCACUCCUACAAAAGAUGGACCCUUCUUGCUGGGUUUUUCUGUUGUAAAGAAUGACCUGGCUAGCACACAGAAACCUUGGACAGGGUGUGAAUGGAGGCCCUGUCUGGAAUGCAAGUGAAAUAUCGGCACCAACAGAAAGAAGGCAAUGUGAAGAAGCCCCAGCUGAAACAGUAGUGCACCAGAGCAGUGUCUAGUCAUUAAUUAUGUCUGACAACGGAGAGCUCGAAGACAAGCCACCAGCUCCACCCGUUCGGAUGAGCAGUACUAUCUUCAGUUCAGGAGGAAAAGAUCCUUUAUCUGCUAAUCAUAGCUUGAAACCUCUGCCUUCGGUACCAGAAGAAAGAAAGCCUAGGAACAAAAUCAUCUCCAUUUUCUCUAGCACUGAAAAAGGGAGUAGGAAAAAGGAAAAAGAGAGACCUGAAAUCUCUCCUCCAUCAGAUUUUGAACAUACUAUUCAUGUUGGUUUUGAUGCAGUUACUGGGGAAUUCACUGGAAUGCCAGAGCAGUGGGCUAGGCUGCUACAGACGUCAAACAUCACAAAAUUAGAACAGAAAAAAAAUCCGCAGGCUGUAUUAGAUGUUUUGAAGUUCUAUGAUUCUAAAGACACAGCAAAACAGAAAUAUUUGAGUUUUUCUGCUCCAGAUAAGGAUGGAUUUCUUUCAGGAGCAAUAGCACCUAAUGCAAAAAGGUCAGAGCCCUCAACAGCAACUGAAGAGGAAGAGGAAGAUGAAGUGGCUCCUCCAGUUAUUGCUCCAAGACCAGAUCAUACAAAAUCGGUUUAUACACGAUCAGUAAUAGAUCCAAUCCCAGCACCAUCUGGCGAUCUAAGUGACAAUGCUAAAUUAGCUGAUAAACAGAAAAGGAAAAACAAGAUGUCAGAUGAAGAGAUCACAGAAAGAUUACGAACAAUUGUUAGUAUAGGAGACCCCAAGAAAAAAUAUACCAGAUAUGAAAAAAUAGGACAGGGGGCUUCUGGUACCGUUUUCAUUGCAAUAGAUGUUGCGACAGGACAGGAGGUUGCUAUAAAACAAAUAAAUCUACAGAAACAACCCAAAAAGGAGUUGAUUAUCAAUGAAAUUUUGGUAAUGAAAGAGCUGAAGAACCCAAACAUAGUCAAUUUUCUAGACAGUUACCUGGUUGGAGAUGAACUUUUUGUUGUAAUGGAGUAUCUGGCUGGUGGAUCCCUUACAGAUGUAGUUACAGAGACUUGUAUGGAUGAGGCGCAGAUUGCUGCUGUCUGCAGAGAGUGUUUGCAGGCAUUGGAAUUCCUACAUGCCAACCAGGUGAUUCACAGAGAUAUUAAAAGUGACAAUGUGCUUUUGGGAAUGGAUGGUUCAGUUAAGCUGACUGACUUUGGGUUUUGUGCUCAGAUAACUCCAGAGCAAAGCAAACGUAGUACAAUGGUUGGAACACCAUAUUGGAUGGCUCCUGAAGUGGUCACACGGAAGGCUUACGGCCCUAAGGUGGAUAUCUGGUCUCUAGGUAUUAUGGCUAUUGAAAUGGUUGAAGGUGAACCUCCCUAUCUCAAUGAAAACCCUUUGAGGGCAUUAUAUUUAAUAGCAACUAAUGGCACCCCCGAGCUGCAGAGCCCAGAGAAACUGACUCCAAUAUUCCGUGACUUUUUAAAUAGUUGUUUGGAAAUGGAUGUAGAGAAAAGAGGGUCAGCCAAAGAACUACUACAGCAUCCUUUCUUGAAACUGGCAAAACCUUUGUCAAGUUUGACACCAUUGAUUCUAGCGGCCAAAGAAGCCAUGAAGAGUAAUCGCUAGCAUUGCUGUUGUGGUCUUCAUCAUUCCUGGUUUUGUUUGUUUGUCUGCUUUGUUUUUUGUUUAAAUCUUCCUAUAAUAUACAAUUUGUUGCUCUUGUUAGAGAUGUUGAAAAUCUGCAGAAGGGAAAAAAUUCACCUCAGCUCUAAGAUACAAGAGAAGAAAAAUUGUGAUAAUAGUGAACUUUUCUGCAAGUCUUGAAGAAGUUGUAAACUGAAUCACUGGCCUUUUUACCACUUCUAUAGACAACUCAAUAUUUUGCUAUGCCAAUGAGUUGUUUUUCAGUGACUUUGCUGUACCACUUCCCAUCUGUGCUCUUAUUUGAACAUUUGCAAUACUUGAACAAUCGAUUCAAGCUUUUAGAGGGAGGUAUUACUGUAAUCUGCUGACCUUUUUUCACCUUAGGUUUCCUUUGCUAGGCAGUAAUUCAAAGCAUGGGAACGUUUGAGUUACUUAAGACAGAUAGAAAUGUGAAAGUUCCUCUUUCUCCUUUUAAUAUGCAGUUAGGUAUAACCCUUCUUACGUUAACCAUCCAGAUACCUGGGGACUGUAAUUAUUCAGUAACAGUUCUGAAACAAAGAACAGAAGACAGAGUGGAAAGAAAGGAACUCAGCACAACUGGAUGUAGAAAUUUGUGCAUGGACUUUGUAAAAUAAGGAAAAGGUGCCUCUGAAUGUUGGAGGGUCAAUGCCUGUUGGGUAAUGGGAAAAGUAUUUUCUUUUCAGUAAUGAAACCAUCCUUUGAGCUUGGGGAGAAACCCCCACUCCUAUGAAUUGUCUUCCAUUUGUUCCUUGCCUGUAUAGGCUGAUUGGUAACCUUUUAAAGGGAUGUCUUGGAAAAUGUGUUGUUUUAUAGCAAAGUGCUUUAUCCAUGUUCUGACUUGGGCUGUGGGCUACAUGCUGGUGCCUUCUGAUUUUUAAAAUUACCUUUCUUUGUAUUAAAUACAUUUUGUAUAUGUUGUACAUUUUCUCUCCAACACAAAUUUGAAAUUGUCAGGACUAAGUAUUAGAGGUUUCUUUCUUUAUAUAUAUAUAAAUAUAAAUAUAUUCAUACUAUUUCUACUAAUAAAAGACCCAGAAGAUUUGCAAAAGAUCCAAGAUUUUUAUAUGAUUCAGCAGACUAAAGCCUCAGAACACCGGAAGUGCUAUUUUAUACAGAUAGAAAUGGGAGAGUUUGUCUUGGUGAUUCUUUCUCUUGAAAAACUUUACUAUUAAGGAGAAAAACAAGAUAAAGUGCCUCUCAUAAUAAAAGAAACUGAUUAGAUUAAUAAAGUAAGCCAACAUCUGGUUAAAUGGGGCAAGAUUUGGAGUUUCACGUUGCUCAAAUUUAAAAUCACUGUAUUUUUUGUGACCUUGAUAGAACAUUUCUGAAUAAUAAUGUGCCAAAUAAUAAUGUAAGACAUUAUUUAAUUUGGUGCUACAGCUUUCUUGCAUUCCUAGAUAGUAUUUUUGGGAGAGCUUCUUAAAGUCCUAGUUAAGAGGCUGCAUCUUGUAGCUUUUCUCAUGGUCAGUGCUAAAUCCUUUUUCUAUUUGUGAACAAUAUUCAUAUAAGAAGAUCAUGAUGAAGGUAUUGUAAAAUGGCUGCUGGCCAUAUUCGAGGUUUUGAUCCACAGUAGUACAAAGGGCUCUAAUUGAUUUACACCUUGAAACUUUUUUGCUUUCUGAUUGAUACCAGCAAUGCCUUAUUAAUGCAACUAAAAACAAUGCCACACUUGUAUAUCCAUAUCUUGUCAAAAGUAUUACUCUGAAAAUCGUGUAACAAACCAGUCUAUUUAUUUUCAGAAUAUUUUGAAUGUGUUUUGGUUUGGUCCAAGAAGGUGUGAUGUCCUAGUCUGAGAUGUAUUUUUAAGUCCAGUUCAUUCUUUUAAAAAUGGCUUUCAAUGUUAAUACAGAAGUUAAAAUAAUUUUGAUCUUAUAUUGAUAAAUUUUUAAGACAUUAAAAAUUCCAGUUAAUUUAAUCUUUUAUUGGGUCUUUGUCUGUUGCUGGCAAUGGAAUAUGUAGAAAUGAAGGCUUCUGUGGAUAUGUAUGUUUUAGUGUUUUUUUUUAUAAUAGUAUGAAAAGAUAUUCUCUUCUGAAUACUUAAAAUUCUUAACAUUUAUUGUCACCUUAAUAAAUUGGAUUUUGGUAGAUAAUGAACUUAAUUUUAACCAUGUUUUUUAAAUUGCUCAAAGUUUCUUACAAUUGAAUUAACACAGGAGUUGAAAUACGUUGUACGCUUACUACUUUGCCUGAAGGUAUCCAAGUACUCCAAAUUGUGUCUAUUUGAUACUCUUAAAAUGUAAUAUACAGCUUAUAUAAUAAUCUAAUUUUUGUGCCCAUUGUUCAUUAAAAAGAUAGAAAUGAAUUGACGGGAACAUUCCAUUAGAUAAACAAAACAACGUUUUGUUUGUAAUUUGUAUACUUUGGAUUGGACAUAUGUUACUUUUUUCAGACACAGAAGUAGAAAUCUACCUUAAUCAGAUUUUCAGAAAUAAAAUGAAUAAAUAUUGGCUGCUUCAUUCAGUCAUGAGGUACAUAUUUCUGAAACAUAAUUAGUUUUGGUCAACUAAAAACAUUGAGCCAAAUUAAAAUUUAAAACUGUCCAUCUUAAAGCACACAAUACCUGCAAUUUGAUUUCCUAAAUCAAAAUACUGUUUUGUAUAGAUUGCUGAAGAGAGAGGAGAUUUUAAUUGGAUAAUUUUAUGCAUCAUUAAAACGUGGGUGACAAAAGUUCAUAAACAGAACUCAUCACUUCCAUCAAAUAAUUGAAUCACCUUUUGGAUCUUAGGCAAGAUUGUCAUGUAUGUUUGAUGGUGUGAUACUGUAAUGAGAAAACAUAUUUCAUUAAAGCAAGCUUAUCUGGAAUGAUGAGCUCUUAUUCGUCCCCCCUCCCACUUAGUACAAAUGUUUGCUUUGGGUUUGAGUCAUUCAUCAUUUGAAAUUGCAUCCAGUUAAGUGGUCAUCAUAUGCAUAUUCUGGAACAGUUUGGAGUCAAUUCACUUUUCUAUUGUAGUUGGAGUCAAUUAAGUGUUGAAGAAUUUGUUUUUGUAGCUGGAAUUAAUGGUUUCUUUAUUUGUUCCUUUGUCAGAUGGAGAUGGAAAUAAUGCAAGCUUUUAAUUUUUUUAAUUGUCCUCAAAUUUUGUAUAAUUUAAUCUCAUUCUGUUAUUUAAUGUUACCACAAUAUUAACUACUGUAUGUUUAAUGAUUCUUUCAGGGCUAGAAAUAAACAUUUUUAAAAUGA